GACGAGGCACCUCGUUCCCUGCGAUUGAUUGACUGACUUUAUUCCGCCCUAUUUAACCGCCGGUGUGGCAGGCCAGCUGGACCCCAGAUUGCGAAUACCACUGGCUACAUGCAGAUUGCGUUUUCACCAUAAUUCGCCACAUCUCGAAAUUGGAAACAAGCUAUAUUCCAUUUCCCGCUCGACCACCUCAUCAUGUCUGAACAUCCCUCCAAGAGCACUGGCCGCCGGCCUUCAAUGACCAAGCCUGUGCCGCCACCAGCCCCAAGAAAGGCGCAAGCCACGGCCAAGAAGUCGCAAGCCGGGGCGCAUAAACCACACGCCUCAGGAAACAAGGCGCAUACGACCGCAAUACAGAAGCCUCAGGCGGCUUCAACCACGGUUGCGGUCGAGCUCGAGGCUCCAGAGCAGGAGUCUCAAGCCUUGGCGGCCACCAAUGACAAGCCGGAAACUACAUCUAUCGAUUCUCUGGCUGUUGAUAUCGCUUCUCUGACUCUCGAUACUCCCAUCAUCGAACUCCGAAAGAAACCACCGCGCGUCCCGGCAACGCCGUUUCACUUUCUUUCUCUGCCCUCGGAACUGCGCGUCAAGAUUUACGAAUACUACUUUGAAGAAAACGAAGACGUCCUAGACUUAUCUCCAGAAAACUACAAGCGCUACCACAAGAGGCUCGGCCUCAUGCGCGUCUGCAGGCUACUCCGCGACGAAGCAACCUACUUCUUCUACGGCACCCGAACCUUUCGCAUCUUCCCGACAUAUCCCGGCAAAUACUUUAAGAGCAAGCGACCGCUCCUCGCCCGUCUCAAACCCCGCCAACGCGAAUGCCUCACCUCUUUGGAAUUGCGCCUCGGUCCGGGGUGGAAUGCGCCACCUAAAGGGUGGGCUGUCAACGAUGCGCUGGGGCUAAAGGACUGCGUCAAUGUGCACAAGCUCAAGGUCCUUGUGGAAUGCGACCCCAGCGACAAUAUCUUCAAAGGCUUCCGUCGCUCGGAGGGCUUUUACGAGAAAUUCAGCCGCCAACUACUUGCCAGCGUCCUUGAGGCGCUGCCCGCGGUAAAUGCCGUCGAGUUCGACGCCUGGUCUAGCGUCAAGAAAUCGGGCGCCAUGAUGACUGGCCUUUUCAAGGUAGUGACCGAACAGGAGGGCUUGUCGAUCCAAUGGGGGCCAGAUCGCGGCUGGACUGAUGCAGACGACGAAGAAGAACCGGUGGCGACGGUUGGACCAGAUCCCAAUAGGCCAAUCGAGACCGUUCCGAUCCAAGGGUUCGGAAACGCACACAACAUAGGUUUAAUGGUUGUGGCGUAAUGGCAUGGGGCAAAUGGGUAUUGAGAUUCUGUUUGGAACUUGUUGGAAUGAUUAUUAUGAUGGAUGCAACCUAUUAUAUGAACAGGCGCUUUGUUUGAACCUUUUAUUACUCCCUUUAUACUCACCUUUAACUUCUCAAGGCGUCUGUCUUUUUGUUUACGGCGUCAAAGACUCCCGAUGAGGGUGUG
Messenger RNA from Trichoderma asperellum CBS 433.97, 1490 nucleotides. RefSeq lists its product as uncharacterized. The record is from RefSeq and is a predicted model, not a curated record. NCBI's taxonomy places the organism in Eukaryota, Fungi, Ascomycota, Sordariomycetes, Hypocreales, Hypocreaceae.